Trichoderma aggressivum f. europaeum is the source of this 1278-nucleotide messenger RNA. RefSeq lists its product as uncharacterized. Gene Ontology annotation, biological process: poly(A)+ mRNA export from nucleus. The record is from RefSeq and is a predicted model, not a curated record. Lineage: Eukaryota; Fungi; Ascomycota; Sordariomycetes; Hypocreales; Hypocreaceae. Gene Ontology annotation, cellular component: nucleus. Bases 1 to 1278 code for a protein of 425 amino acids. The transcript has 3 exons.
AUGUCUGACCUCGAUUCGCCGGCCAACGAGCCAGUCGAUGAUGGCCAGGAGCAGGAAUUCCUGGACGAGGUGGACGCUGCCGACUCUGACCGCGACUCGGAUCUGCUGUCGGAAAUCGACGAGAACCAGUUUGAAGAUUACGAUCCCGAGACGGCAAACAUUGAGGAUCGGCCGGUGGAGAUUGACGAGGACAUAGCCCGUACUCUCAAGGCCACCAAACGCAAGCGUGCCGAAGGGGAAAAGACGUCCAAGAAGCCGAGAGAGACUCGCCGCGAGAAGCGUAGAGAACGAGACGAAGAUGCGUCCAUGAACGAUGGCUCCAGCGGCGAGGCAGAGAAGAAGCCUCGAAGGAAGCGGGCCGAAACCGAGAGGCGCCCGAGAGUCAAGCCCACAUCCCCCCAGCCCGAGGAGAACGAUGAAAACCUCACGCCGGAACAGCGACAGAAUCGCGAAAUCGACAGGGCCCUGGAUGCGGCCAUGAAGAGCCGUGGAGCUGCCCCGAAGCGCCGGAGAAAGGACGAGAUUGACCUCGAAGAUGAGAUUGACGAACAGCUGGCUGCGCUCAAGGUCCAGAUGGAACGUGCCUGUCAGGCGGAUAACCAAGCGCGUGAAGCUGGACAGCCUGCCCUCCACAAGCUCAAGCUACUCCCCGAAGUUGCUGGCCUUUUGAACCGCAACAACGUACAGCAUGCCGUGCUCGACCCGGACACAAACUUUUUGCAGCAUGUCAAGUUCUUCCUGGAACCGCUCAACGACGGCUCGCUGCCUGCCUACAACAUCCAGCGGGACAUUUUCACGGCUCUGACGCGUCUCAACAUAGAAAAGGAGGCCCUUUUGAGCAGUGGAAUCGGCAAGGUCGUCUUGUUCUAUACAAGGAGCAAGAAGCCAGAACCCACCAUCAAGCGAAUGGCCGAGAGGCUGCUGGGAGAAUGGAGCCGUCCGAUUCUCAAGCGAACCGACGACUACAAGAAGCGCCACAUUGAGACUCGCGAGUUUGAUUACGAGGCUGCCAAGUUGGCUCAACGCCGCAAGACGGGCUCUCAGUUUACCCUGUCCCAGCGACCUGCUCAGUCCGCUCGUGAUGCCGAACGCGAGCGGAUGCUCGCUCCUGUUGGCGGUGGUAACCGGGCUCGCAUGGUUAAUCUCCCUGCUAGCUAUACCAUUGCUCCCAAGAGCACCUUUGACGGAACUAGAAACACCGAUCACAGACCCCUUGGUGCUGGAGGUAUGGAGGCUUUCAGAAAGAUGACGCAAAAGAGCAAGAAGAGGGCUGCCUAG